GAAAGGAAGACAAACAUUGGUUCUCGCCUCGGGCAAACCGAGCUCUGUUUUUUUUUUAUUUGGCGCUGUCAAGAAACAAAAACCCAUCUCAUCCUCAGUUUGGUCUUCUUUUUCGUUUAAUUGAUCUAUCUCUGAUGGAAUCAGCUUAACAGAGGCAGCAGACGAGAGACAGAGGCAAUGGUGCGAGAGAGGGAGGAGGAUCGAAGGAAAGAGAACAGAUUAAUAGUUCACUGCUCCGCUUAUCCCUUCCCAGCUGUAAAUGAGUCGAGUUGUUCACGAGCAACUCAACGUUUGUUAGAAAAAAUACGUUCAUAACUUGACUCGUUUACGUACCAAUGAGUCGAGUUUGAGCUAAGUCGUGUUCGUAUUGCGAAGCAAACAAGACAGCUCGACUCGGUGGCUUGUUGAGCUAAACUGAUCUUGAGCUGGCUCGUUUUGAGUUUAUGAGAUGUCUCGACUUUGUGACUAGCAAGCCAACUCAAUUACCGACUAUUGAGCGAAUCCAUCUAUACCUUACGAGUUGGUUUGUUGAUAAUUCAUAUGUUUGUUAAAAAUUACAAAUAUCACCUCAUAUAAUGUUUAAGACUUUGAGUAUGUGAGCAAAUAUGUCACGUAUAUGGCUUGAAAGAUAUGUGCUAGUAGUUGUUGAUACAGACUAGUUAAAAUUUAUGUGCUAAAUAAUGUGAUAUGAAUCGAGUAUGUAAAUAGGUUCGAUUUGAAGCGAUGCUAAUGUGCUCAUUGACAAGAUUAAUGCCAAGGAUGAGCGUGACAACAAUGUUGGGGCUAUUAUUGAGAAAAUGUUGCAUAUGUUGGCUCUGAAUAGUGGUUUUCAUGUUUGAUUUGUAGGUCGGAUUAGCAAUAGGGUAGCUUAUCUUGACCUUGUGACCCGGAAGGCCCUUUCUUUGCCUCCGACCUCGUGUCGAUUUUUCUUUUGGUUCCUAGGUUGAUUCCAGGGUGUAACCUUUGAUCUUUCUAUCAAUCUAUAUGAUUUUCUUUUAUUAAAAAAAUCGAGUAUAUAAACGAGAUCAGUUAAUGAUAAAAGAUUGAUUAUCAUACAUGACGUACCAAUAUUAUGGUACUUAUAUGUAAAUUAUUUUAGAGUUUAAUUUAACGGUUCAACUAUCUAUAACAAAUGAGUUGAACUCAAACCAAACCUUUGCUUUUAUUAAUAAUCCAAGUUCAAAACAAACGCGCGAUCCUAUGUUGUACUAAACAAGUCAAGCUCGAAUUCGACUUUAUUCAGCUUUUUAAUAAACAAACCGAGCUCGGACUUGAUGAUUUGUUAACAAAGCUUGCACGACUGUUCUCUGCGGUUUAGAAAAUAGGAGGAUUCGACAAAGUAAGAAAACGAAACACAAGAACACACAUGACACACGAUUUACGUGAUUCACUGAUACAAUGUGCGUUAGCUAGUCCACACAAGCAGGAGAGAACCAGUUUCACAAUGUAUUUUAGCUAGUCCCCGUAACUUCCUGUCGUAUCGACUGAUAGUUCGAUUCAAAUCACAUCAACAAAACUAAGCUCAACCUAAAACGAAAUUCGACUCGACUCCGCUCAUUUGCCUACUAUUCCGACCCCCUUUCUUCUUCCAUUUAUCCUUCAGGAGAGUAGUAAAACGUCAAAACUUGGGCCACUGAACCGGAUGCAAUAAAAUCCGAGCAGUGGCGGACCCAAGAUUGUCGGAGAGGUGUGUCGCCAACAAUCCUGGUCCAAAAGAGGAAUCGAUAAUGGUCGGUCUGAAAUCCAUCUGGGAGCCAAAAACUGAACCAGAAAAUGGCUCAGUCCUAUGAGCCUCUGACGACACUGUUCUCUCUCUUCUCCUCCUCUUCCGCCACAGCCAACAAUAAUUCCACGCCAGCUCGCAUCCUCCUCCUCCUCCUCCCCUUCGAUUCUUCAUCCGCCUCCCGCCACCAUUCCUCCGCACCAAAACCCAUCUCCACAUCGCGCCCGCGACUCGGCUUCCGGAAGCCGUUCCGAUGCCACAGCUGGCGCCGCGGCCGCUACACGGAGGAGGACGAGGAGGAGGAGGACGCCUCCGGCUCAAUUUCGACGGCGACGUUCGGAGCGGCGGUGGACCAGUUCAACCGGCGGCAGUUCUACGAGUGCCACGACUCGCUGGAAGCGCUGUGGAUGGGAGCGGAGGAUGAAGCCAGCAGGACUCUGUUCCACGGGAUCCUCCAGUGCGCCGUCGGAUUCCACCACCUCUUCAAUCAGAACCACAAAGGAGCGAUGAUGGAGCUCGGGGAAGGAUUGUGCAAGCUGAGGAAGCUGAAUUUCCAGACCGGGCCGUUCCGGCGGUUCGAGGAAGAGAUCUCGGCGGUGCUCGAGUUCAUCUACUUGACUCAGCUGCAACUCGCCGCUUGUACAGAGGAUAUUUGUUUGGCGAUGGAUCAAACGGAGAUAUCGUACCAACUGCUGGGAGGGUAUGGCGCCGGGCAGAAGCUGUACGGUCUGGAGAUGGAGACGGAGCAAAGCGGAGGCGGCGGGGUGAGUACUUUCGUCACGUUUGUGCCGCCAUUAACGUCCGGCGACAAGCAGAAGGUGAAGCUUCCUACACUUGGCGCAACUCAUGAACACCUCCUUGCUAUAACCCGACGACGUUAGAAGAACGUCAAUCCAAAAAAAUUGUUGUAUAGAAAGUAAAAAGUAAUGAUACCAAUUGCAACACCUAAGAGAAGCACUCGAAUCAAUCCAGCUAUGGUGCUCACAACACAAUCUUCGAGCAAAUGCUUUCGGAUAUUGUGAGCGCAUUGGAAUCAAGCCUUGGACGACGACGUCUAUCCAACAAUCAUGAGCGUUUUGCGUCCGAUCUAACGACAUGUAGUGCCUAUGUUAGGUGUUGUGAGCACCAUAAGCGAGUUGCAAAUACUUGCCUCUUUUUUUUUUUGGGGGAUUGUUUUUAUGGAGCUGCUGGUCGGAGGAGGAGGGUCUCGCUUUGAUCAAAAGGGACACUUGAUCUACCUAGUUAUAAAUAAUUUGCUAGGCAACAUACUCCGAGUCUUUCAUCCACAUUAGAGAUGACAAUUUUAUUUGAUAUGUUUGACAUGUUUUAGGCGGGGUGAGCAUAAACCAAUCCUCGAUCUGACUCGUCUCAUUCACGGCUCAUUUUUUCUUUUUUUCGUUGAAUAGUUUCUUUAAUUUUUUUUUCUAAAUUUCAUGUAAUUGUAUUCAAAUGAUUUAGGAUUUUACUUGUAUUACCUCGUAUUUUAAGCUAUAAUAAAAUUAAAAAUAUGUGAGAAGCUCAAUUUCUCGAAUAAUUUAAAUACAUUUAUCAUAUUAUAGUUUACUUUCUUUUUUUUAAUUAAAAAAUUAAUAUCUUUUUUAUAGAAUCGACAUUUCUUGAUCUGUGCUCAUGAUAAAUUAUCUUACCCGCCCUGACCUGCCCAUUUCCGUUCUAAUCCUACUCCACAUAGUCCAUAGGCCAUCUAUCAUGGGCCGGCGCAACAAACAUGGGCCACACACUGGGCGGCCCAGAUCCAUCCUUACGACCGCGAGGGCCUAACAACAACAAAAAAAUUCACAUACACAAGAGCUUUUUAUUUUACCAAGAAAAAAGAAAGAAGGAAAAAUAAAUAAGUGCUUCUUCGGUUCUCUUCACACGCAGAGCAGGGGGAACUUGGAGCGAGGUCAGCAGCGAGAUGGACUGAAAAUCACUUGGAGAUGCAGUUCGUCCGGCGUCCGAAGUAGUAUUCAGUUGAGCUCCUUGGGUGACAUUUCCCCCCGCCGAUGACUACUCCCGGAAGGUACUUCUUGUGCACAGAAGAUUUUGAUCAUUUGGCAUUUAAUUAGCAUCAAGCUUUUGAAAAUUGUGUUUCAGGGUCUGUCUUGCAGACCUAAACCGCCAUUCAACUGCCUUGUUUAUCUGAGAUGUUGCUAGGGUCAGUUUAUUGUCUAUUGUGAUGUACUUGAAUUUGGUGGCUUAACUUUGACCUCCCGCGGCAACUGUUCGUCUCUUAGUUGUUGUUCUUGUCGAGCCAGAAAUUGUAGUAGAGAGCGUAGUUGGGCUGAUAUGGUUGAUGUUUUACUGGCUCUUUCAGUGUUUACUUACUUGGGUUUGUGUGCUUGUUCAACGAAAGAAAUGGGUAUCAAUGCAUGGUAGCAAGUGAGCAUGAUUCCUAUCCGAAGUAGGAACCUGAUUCUCAUCACUUUGUUUCAGCAAAUCGGGUGCUGUUCGAUUCAUUUGUAGGAUCAUUUGUGUCCAAAUGUAAGCUGGUUGGUCCGGAUGGAUUCAAUAUAUGAGUCGAGGCCGGUUGCUUGAUUCUUCAAAUAACCUGGCAUCAACGUC
Molecule: messenger RNA, 4285 nt
Organism: Linum trigynum
Lineage: Eukaryota; Viridiplantae; Streptophyta; Magnoliopsida; Malpighiales; Linaceae
Source: the annotation of a GenBank genome assembly